This is a messenger RNA of Neocloeon triangulifer, 4044 nucleotides long. Its product is annotated as serine/threonine-protein kinase SIK2-like. Gene Ontology annotation, cellular component: cytoplasm. The transcript is spliced from 10 exons. The record is from RefSeq and is a predicted model, not a curated record. Gene Ontology annotation, molecular function: ATP binding; protein serine/threonine kinase activity; tau-protein kinase activity. Gene Ontology annotation, biological process: intracellular signal transduction; protein phosphorylation; microtubule cytoskeleton organization. NCBI's taxonomy places the organism in Eukaryota, Metazoa, Arthropoda, Insecta, Ephemeroptera, Baetidae. The coding region runs from base 121 to 2337 and encodes 738 amino acids.
UCAGAGUAGUUGUGCGCGGGCCAGCAGAAUGAAGUGACGGCCAGCGGCCGACCUGCACCGGCCUAACCUGAGAGAGAGGAGGCACCGCUCUGCGCGACCCGCCGUCUGCAGCAACAAGAAAUGGUCAUGGCUGCGGACGCUCACAAAGGCACCCCCAUCAGGGUCGGUUUCUACGACAUCGAGCGCACCAUCGGCAAGGGAAACUUUGCCGUCGUCAAGUUGGCUAGACACCGGAUCACUAAGACUGAGGUGGCUAUCAAGAUAAUCGACAAAACACAAUUGGACGCUAGCAAUCUGCAGAAGGUGUAUCGAGAAGUGGCCAUCAUGAAACAACUCGACCAUCCACACAUCAUCAAGCUCUUCCAGGUGAUGGAGACCAAGAAUAUGAUUUACAUAGUCUCUGAAUAUGCAAGUCAGGGAGAAAUCUUUGAAUAUAUAGCCAGGCAUGGAAGAAUGCCGGAGAGAGAAGCGAGACGUAAAUUUUGGCAGAUUCUGUCUGCAGUGGAGUAUUGCCACAACAGACACGUGGUUCACCGAGAUCUCAAGGCGGAAAACCUCUUGUUGGAUGCCAACAUGAAUAUCAAAAUCGCCGACUUUGGCUUCAGCAACUACUUCUCUCCCACUGGUCAGCUGGCCACGUGGUGCGGUUCACCCCCUUACGCAGCGCCUGAGGUCUUCGAAGGCAAGAAGUACACAGGACCGGAAAUCGAUAUUUGGAGCCUGGGCGUAGUUUUAUACGUUUUGGUGUGCGGGGCUCUGCCUUUUGAUGGGCCCACCCUUCAGUCACUCAGGGACCGAGUUUUGUCAGGACGGUUUAGAAUUCCAUACUUCAUGAGCUCAGAAUGCGAGUCACUGAUCCGCAAAAUGCUGGUGCUGGCGCCAGAAAAGCGGUUCACAGUGGAACAGGUGAAGAGGCACCGGUGGAUGGUGGCGGAAGGACCGCCCCGGUUGCUGCCCAGCUCGAACCCACCCUCGGGAGAACCAAACGAGCAGAUCUUGAGACUUAUGCAGAGCCUCGGGAUCGACGCCGCCAAAACUAAAGAGUCUCUGAAUAAUAGCAGUUAUGACCACCACGCGGCCAUCUACUACCUGCUUCUGGAGCGAGUUCGCCAGCACCGGACCGGCGCCCCUUCUUCAGCGGCUCCGAACGCUCCCUCGCCACCGUCACUGGAGACGCAGCGUCGGCGGCCGAGCAGCAUUGCGGAGCAGGCGAUGCGCAAACUGGACAGCAUCGCGUCGCCCCCGGCCCGCGGUUUCAUGCAACGCGCUCCCCCGGCGCCCACUUUCUCCAGUAGCACCCACAGUUCGACGGACGAGGGUGUGGAAACGGACCCUGAGACGGACGCGCCCCUCGCCGAGUUGUCCUCAGUGCCCAACGUUGGCCUCUCGCACCACCUGAGCUCUGACUCGGGCGCCUCGCAGGCCUCCACCUCGUUUUCGCCCUUCGACAGUCUGGAGUGCGCCCUGGACACUGAACUGGCCGCCAGUCUGCCCUCCUGCACCUCUCCGACCACCCCCACCCACCACGGCGCCAGUGUCAGCGCCAUUGCCCCCGUCGGACGUGUCCUGCUCAGACACAACCCUAUCGGUGCUGGACGCACGGCCACCAGGUCGCCGGUGGACUUCAGGGAAGGACGGAGGGCCUCCGACGGACUUGUUGCGCAGGGGUGCUUGAGCAUGGCUCCAACGCAAACCUUUGGCCAGCGUCUGCUGGACUCAGCCCGGGCGCACGGCGAACUGGAGCUCAACCAACUGCGGAUGGAGCACAGGGUGUUGCGCCACCAGACGCUGAACUGCAACUUGGCCCCGGACGCCCAGAUGCAGCGACAACUGCAGCACUCGCAGUACCAACACGAACGGCCGCCUUUGCCCAAGCGGAUCAGUCUGCCCGAGGCCCUUGAGGAGGCCGCCCUGCCGCGGCCGCCGGCCCUGCAGCAACAGUUGCUGCAGCACAGACUGCUGCAGAAGAGGCAGAUUCUGCAACGCCAGUCGGCCGCCCCCACCACGGAGGCCUCGCUCAGACGGCACAUGGUGCGCCAGGCCUCGUACAAGAUGGCCCAGCAACAACAAGUGGUGCCACCGCUGCCUGCCGAAAACCUUGGCGAGGACGAGUCGUGGCUCGCAUUGCCUGGAUUGGCAGCCGCCUGCUCCCUCGGCGACCCCGACAACCCCAUUGUUGGUCCCCCGGGAGCGUCUUAUUCCACCUGGCAUCAGUUAUCUGCACCGUAUGUACCUGGGAGCUUAGCAUGGCAGCCGCUGGGUCUGAGUUCAAGCCCCAUGCAGCCAGUGAGUGAGAGCCCUUUACUAGAACUGACCGAGCAAAUGGAGUCAAUGUGAGAGGAGCCACGAUUCGUCUCAAAACCUGCAGUCAAUUGGACACUGGACUAAGUGCAAACCGAGCAGUGACUCUCUUUCACGUGCGCGACAGUUACUCAGAGAUUAACAUACACACACACACAUAUAAUUAUAUAAAUGUAUUGCAAAAAGAAUAUGUAAAGAACACAAAAGGCGCGGUCUAAAUUUAAACGGGAUAUUACAAUAAAAAAGUACCAAAACUGUUAAGUGUUUGACGCGAGCUAGGGCAAACUUCUCACUCAUAAGAAUCAUAAGUGACAUGUAGCAAUAAACAAAUAACUAUAAUUAGGUAUGUGGAAACCAUCAAAUCUCUCAUAUCCAUAUGUAUCAAUCGUAGGGGGCCUUAUAAGAGAGAAAAUUGAGUGGAAAAAUAUCAAAUUUUUAUUUUAAUUUUUCCGUCAUCAAAUUCGCUCAUUCAAUUUAUUUUCUUUUAUAUUAUAUAAUCAAUGUUGCAGAAGUACAUGGUGUGUGUCCAUCAAUAUUUUCACAGGCUUUGCUAUUAUCAAUUUCCACCUCGCAGUUUUCACUCAGGCCCCUAAUUUUUAUCGUGUAAUGUGUAAAAUAAAUUAAUGUGUGCGCUGUUGUUGUUCUGCUGGCCAGAGCGCCUCGCUCGUCACUUUUUUAAUUGCACACAGUGUGUAGCAGAUAAAAUCUUGAAGGCAAUCAGCCAGCCAGAAGCUCGCAUCGAAUUUUCACAAGCGCACCCACGUGCUUUCUCUCUUUGUAACAAACAAUUGUAGGAUUUGAGGACUAAAAUACAUGAGAAAAUGCAAUUAUCAAUCGACUCAAAAUUUAAGUCUUGGUCAAAAUGCGCACCAGCUUCACCUAUUUGAAUUGAACACCAACAAUUCAGUCCAAAAAUUAAAUUCCAUCGAAAUGGAAUCACCAAUUUUAUGUUAAAAAGUUUUAUUCAAAAUGGGGCUCAAGGUAUGACAACCUAAAGCAUGUGAGCAAUUUUUGAAUAUUUAUUCGCAGUUUGCGGCAUUUUUGCUGGUGUGUCAUUUGAGAGCAGACGUUCCUGAAGGGCAUUUUUCGGCAUCACAAGGCCAAAUCAUGGAACUCGGGGGGAGAAUGAGCCCCCAAAACAAUAAACGCAUUGUGUAGUGAUCUUAGUUGUUAGGCAGCUGUAUUCCUGUGUACUGUCUAGUCAGAGGGAGAGAAUCGUCACCUCUGCCCUCUAAGCUCAGACACAUUAGACAGAGUCUAUGUGAUAGUUAAAAUUUUGGACUUAAUAAUAUCCCGAUUUAAAUUUUUUGUUCCUUAAUAUGACACAAAAUUAAACAAUCCUGAGAAUAAUUCAAUUAAUUGUGCGCCCCAACGUUGAGAACGAGCUGUGGUUUCAGAGAAGAUCGAAUGUUUAUAAAAAAUAAAACAAACAAUCAAUCAAGCAAAGUUCAUGUUGAUUUGCUGGAUGUUUCUGCUUAAGAGACUAAAAUGUGCAAGUAAAAUGUUGUGUCAGGGUAAAAAUAUUAGUAGGUGCAAACAAAUUCCGAAAGCAAAAUAUUUGGAUUUUUCAUUGUGAAAUCGACCCCAUUUUGGUAAGAAAAUAUUUUUACCCGGCUCACACAAAAGCGUUUCCAGAAUGCUUUUGGACCUACAAUAAUCAUUGGGACUUCUGUGUAGAAGUCUCCACAAUUAUGGAGAAUGAUGAUUAAACGCAGUUGACCAAAAUUAAGGUUGUCUCAUUGA